AUGUCUUGGAACGACUACAUCUCCCAUUAUCUCCUCUCUGAAGGGAAGUGCUAUGCUGGGGCUUUGGGCAACUCCUCUGAUUAUAAACUUUUCGCUGCUCAGGGUGCGAGCUCUGAGGAGGAAGGUUGGGCAGCGACAUUUUCUGAGGACUUCGUCGCUGAGGUGCUUGUUGAUGAAGUCACUGAGCAAACCGAGAAAGUCACUAUCAAUGAGGCAACUACUCUUCGAGAGGCAAUGGAGACUGGAACCACAUCGCAUGGUUUGUUCAUUGGUGGCCAGAAGUAUCGGAUUGUUAAGUACGAGACUGAUUUUGACUGUGCCGGCCAGGAAGUUAUUUGCCUGUUCGGCGCCCUUGGCAAGAAGGGCGUUUGUGUGAUCAACACAGGGACGAUGCUUGUUAUGGGUAUGUAUGAUGAGGAGCUCGGUCAGACUGGUGGUAAUUGUAAAAGUGCAUGUGCUGCCUUUGCCGAGUUCUUGCUCCAGAACAUGUAA
Molecule: messenger RNA, 492 nt
Organism: Perkinsus marinus ATCC 50983
Lineage: Eukaryota; Perkinsozoa; Perkinsida; Perkinsidae
Product: inflammatory profilin, putative
Exons: 6
Coding region: 1-492 (163 amino acids)
Cellular component (GO): cell cortex
Molecular function (GO): actin monomer binding
Source: RefSeq, a predicted model, not a curated record